This is a messenger RNA of Arachis duranensis, 1020 nucleotides long. RefSeq lists its product as uncharacterized. The transcript has 2 exons. The coding region runs from base 1 to 1020 and encodes 339 amino acids. The record is from RefSeq and is a predicted model, not a curated record. NCBI's taxonomy places the organism in Eukaryota, Viridiplantae, Streptophyta, Magnoliopsida, Fabales, Fabaceae.
AUGAUGUUCUCUUAUCAUCGCAGCAUAGGUACGAUAUAUUCGUUGGAGCUUUGUAUGAAUAUUCAGGAUAUUGGCGGAAGCUCGUCUAGUUCCAAUAAUGUGGAAGGGGUGAAAAAUCUGGGAGCGGUUGAUUUUGCACCGGGUCCGGAUAUAAGUAGGGCCCGUAGUCCAAGCUUCAAUGCGUUUGUUGUGCGGGAACAGAAUGCAAAUCUACAGGAACCGCGUCCCUCCCCUUCAACCUUACUUGGGUUCGAUAGGCAUCCUGAUGUUGGCAUUGCUGAAACUUCUGACGAUGAUAACAUUGAAGAAUUCAGUGGUGAUGAGGCAGAAGCCGUUCUGAAAACGCAACCUCUGCAUCGCAACUCCGUUCCUCCAACACCUGUCGAACCGGUAGGUGGAGGUGUAUCCUCCAGCACACCUGCACACUACCUGUCCCUGAAUCUUGGAGCAAUGCAUUCGAGUAACGCAGAGGACAGACCUAACAGUUACGCUCUGUCAGGCGAGAUGGAGCUCGAAAUUGGGUUAAAGUUUCUGAACCGGAAAUCAGCGAUGCUGGCAGUCAAAAACUACAACAUCCGUAGGAGUGCAGAGUAUAAGGUCGUAGAGUCGGACCAAAGGAGUUGCGAAGACAAUGUCUUCCAGAUUCUGGAAAAUUCGAAAUACGAUGGGUCUCAUAGUUGCUUGGCAAGUUCGAUGUCUCAAGAUCACGCUCAACUAGAUAGCAAUGUGAUCUGCCAGCACAUAUUCCCCAUGGUGCAUGCUGAUGCGACUAUUUGUGUAAAGGUGUUGCAAGGGUCGGUAGAGUCAGCGUACGGGUACAAGGUAUCUUACAAGAAGGUUUGGCACGCGAAGCAGAAGGCAGUCGAAAGGAUCUAUGGUGAUUGGGAUGAGUCCUAUGACCAGUUGCGCAGAUACUUUAAUGCACUGCAAGCUUUCGUCUCAGGUAUUCAUUGCAAUUUACUUUCGUAUGGUCUUUGCUAUUCGUUAUCCAUUUACUCCUUAACAACUUUGACUAAGUAA